CUCUCUUCGCUCCACUGCAGAGACUCGGAAGAAAGAAGAACAAAAAAAAAAAAAAAAAAUCAAAUCUUUCUCCUCUCCCUCUCUUAAGCAGACUCUCUCUCUCAAACCCUUUUGUUGCUUAACGUUACGAGGGGAAGAAAGACGAAGUUUUAAUGUCCAUGGAGAAAAAACAAGGAUUCUUCUCUGCUCUCAGAGGUCUCUCUCCGUCGCGUUCAAGGACAAGGUCUCGCUCCGUGAGCCCCGCUCGUUCCACCUCCUCCCCCAUCAAAGCUCUCUCCUGGGGGAGAAAGAACUUCACUCACGGCGCGGGGUACUGUGUAACCCAACCGGAGCUUUUAAUCGAGAGAUCCGGAAGCUUGAGACCCGUCAUGGAAGGACCCGAUCCAGACGAAGAAGCAGGAGGAGUAGAGAGUGUUGGUGAUUCGAAACGCCUCGGGUCGGGUCUUGGAAACUGGGUCAAAGGACAGCUCUCUCGCGCUCCUUCUGUUGCCGCCACCGCUGCUUACCGGAGAAACGACCUGAGGCUUCUUUUGGGUGUCAUGGGAGCUCCGUUAGCUCCCAUUCACGUCUCCUCCUCUGACCCUUUGCCUCACCUCAGCAUCAAAAACACACCAAUCGAGACAUCAUCUGCUCAGUACAUACUUCAACAGUACACUGCAGCUUCCGGUGGACAGAAGCUUCAAAACUCUAUUAAAAACGCUUACGCUAUGGGGAAGUUAAAGAUGAUCACUUCCGAGAUUCAGACCGCGACGAGAACCGUAAGGAACCGGAACCCGUCUAAAGCUGAGAGUGGAGGUUUUGUUCUCUGGCAGAUGAAUCCAGACAUGUGGUACGUUGAGCUUGCUGUUGGUGGUAAUAAAGUUCGUGCUGGUUGUAAUGGGAAGCUUGUCUGGAGACACACUCCUUGGCUUGGUUCUCAUACCGCUAAAGGACCUGUUAGACCUCUCCGACGUGGACUUCAGGGACUUGAUCCGAGAACUACUGCUGCUAUGUUUGCGGAGGCGAAGUGUAUAGGAGAGAAGAAUGUGAACGGUGAAGAUUGCUUUAUUCUGAAGCUUUGUACUGACCCUGAGACCUUGAAGGCGAGGAGUGAAGGACCAGCUGAGAUCAUAAGACAUGUUCUCUCUGGCUACUUUAGUCAGAAGACAGGUCUCUUGGUUCAUAUAGAGGAUUCACAUCUGACUAGGAUCCAAUCCAACGGUGGAGAUACUGUUUUCUGGGAGACUACUUACAACUCUUCGUUAGAUGAUUACCGCCAGGUGGAAGGGAUCAUGAUAGCUCAUUCGGGACAUUCGGUUGUGACCCUUUUUAGGUUUGGUGAAGUUGCGAUGAGUCACACGAGGACGAAGAUGGAAGAGAGCUGGACUAUUGAGGAAGUUGCGUUUAAUGUUCCUGGUUUGUCUCUUGAUUGUUUUAUCCCACCAGCUGAUCUCAAGACCGGUUCUGUGACUGACUCUUGCGAGUAUGGACAUGAGGAAAGAGGGAAGAGUAACAACUCGGUGGUGUUGUCUGCAGCUCAUAGGGCUAAAGUUGCAGCCUUGGAGAACUGAUGUCUAACGGUUAAAGAGAGAGAGAGAUUAUGACUAAGACAACUCUUCAAGGUAGCAUUAGCCAAUGGAAGAAGAUCAGAUCUUGCAAUGUGUUUAUAUCUCAAGCUAACCCUUUUUUAGCAGCUUCAUGGGAUUAGGAAUCAGGUUUGUUAGCAUAACUGAAGAUUCACCGGUUCAAAUAGAAUCAUAAUGGAUCUUCUUUUUUUUUACUCUAAUCUAUAUGGGAUGGAGUUUUGGUUUGGUUUACUUUAUGUUUUCAGUUUUCUUUAAUUCUCACCUUCAAUGUUUUUGAGUAAGGUGAAGGCAAGAGAAGGAGAAUUGCCUGCUGCUUUUACUUUUCUAUAAUUAAAUGUUUGUGUUAAAAUCAAUCAUGUUUAACUAUGAAUCUUGAUAUUUGUUCCUCUUUCUUUUUCAAUCUAUAUGGACUAUAUGUUUGGUGUCUUG
Messenger RNA from Eruca vesicaria subsp. sativa (arugula), 1994 nucleotides. The record is from the annotation of a GenBank genome assembly. Lineage: Eukaryota; Viridiplantae; Streptophyta; Magnoliopsida; Brassicales; Brassicaceae.